AUGACCGACAGUGUCACCAUCCAGCUCCUCCCCGUCUCUCUCGCCCUCGUUCAUCUUCCCCGCUCUCGCCUCGAUUCCCUCACGCAGCACAUCCUUCGCCAGAUUCUCAGACCGACCCCUACGUUCCUCAAUGUCACUUGCAACGAAAUCGAGCUCAGCCUCUUCGCAGAGCACCAUGCCCUCGAGGAUUUCCGGCAUAUAGCCAGGAAAGAUUCACGCAAACUCAGGUUGAGGAGGAACACGGACGACAGCGCACAUCCGCACUCGACAGAGCCCCGCGCCAGUAGGCGUCCUAAGCGUUCGAAAGCGAAUUGGGAACCUGUCGAGGUGUCCUCGGAUAGAUGGAGUGUCCUUCAAAUUGACUCACAUUCGGACGAGAUCGGCCAAAACUCUGGUACGCGGGUACUGGAACUGUCCACACCCCUAGCUGCGGCGGGCAUAUCCAUUCUUUACCAGUCCUCGUAUACGAGCGACUACAUAUUUGUAAAAUCGGCCAAGCUGUCGCAGGUCAUGUCCCUGUUGGGCUCGGCCGGCUUUGAUCUCUACUCUUCCGACCCAAACAAUCUGACUGCGCAACUCUCCACCUUCGCGUCCCCCCUUCUCUCCCCUGCCGCAGAUGAUGGCUCUUCGAUCCACCUGCUCGAUCUCAACUCGCUGUCCACAUCUUCUAAUCAGCGUGUAGACCCCGAGGGGGGUGCUGUUUUCACUCGAUCCCGAAGCAGCACAGAUGCGACCAGCAGUUCCUCGGGCAGCCGCGGAGCUUCGAUUCCACCCCUCUCAGAGAUGUCCAACCCCCUGGACUUUGCACCCGAUGUGCACCCAGCAUCAGCUGAUGCGGCAGGAGAUGACCUCAAGACGCCCGCUCCUCCGUCGAAGCCUGCCAUGAGCCGUUCGCAUUCGCAUUCACCAUCUGGCUGUAGUGUGAGCGUGUUGGCGCCAGAUCUUACAUAUGUUGGUCUGAGGGACGAGAGUGCAGAAACGUGGGGCCUCAAGAUCGUGAAGCUCGUCGCGUUUCCGGACAUGAUCAUCGGGAAUAACAGCAAGCCGUCAGAAAGCCGCAACUGUUCGCGCUCAUCGUCUGUCUUGCGCUCCCCAUCAUUACCAGUGAAUUCCAGUCUAGAUUCUCCGAUAGAACAUUCUCUCGAUCUUGUAACUUCCAGCGAUGGCAGUGGGAGUGCAAGCGACAGCGAUAAUACAACACGCGUUGGGCCAGAUUCUCCGAAAAAGGAUUCGUUUUACGAAAACGGCGACUCAUCCCUGUUUGACUAUCAAAACCCUAGGCCAUGGGACCUCGAUGUUGAUGUAGACACCGACUCAAGCAGUGAGGGCAGCUACUUCUCCGCCAGUCCACUCAGAAACUCGGCCGAGUUAUUGCAGAACCAGCUAGAGAGCGUAUCAGAAUCUGAGUCUAGAUUGUGCAGACCCUCUCUCGCGCACCAUGAUACUGAAGAGACGGUUUCUGACAGUCACCACCGUGCGCGCUCUGUGUCCGCCUCGUCCUCGACAUCGUCCACUGCCGGAACGUCUUAUCCGCCGCUGGUUCCGUUCUUCUCCUUCACCCGCACGUCGGAGGGAUCUUCAUUAACUGCGCCGGUCUCGCUCCUCGCCGCAUUGUUCCCACCAAAUGAGCGGGACAUGGUUAUUUGUAGUGACGAGCUCGAUAUUCUAGACUCGCGUGAGGGGUCGCCGGAUGCAGAUUUAGCAGACGAAGAGCGCGAGUUGGAGGAAGUUGAUGGUGAGCGAGAAGCACAGGGGACGUUGCGCUGCUUGCAGAUCGAUCUGCGAAAGUUUGGCCUUGAUAAACAUGGUCUUGUGAAUCGGUUUUCGCGGACGUUGGAAGAAAACGGGAUCAACCAUAUGUACAACUCGACGUUCAAGACGGCGAAUCUCCUUGUCGAUAAAGCGCAUGCGACCCGUGCGCAGGCGUUACUGCGGUCGUGUUGA
This is a messenger RNA of Fibroporia radiculosa, 1944 nucleotides long. RefSeq lists its product as uncharacterized. Lineage: Eukaryota; Fungi; Basidiomycota; Agaricomycetes; Polyporales; Fibroporiaceae. The transcript is spliced from 4 exons. The record is from RefSeq and is a predicted model, not a curated record. Gene Ontology annotation, cellular component: cytosol. The coding region runs from base 1 to 1944 and encodes 647 amino acids. Gene Ontology annotation, biological process: regulation of intracellular signal transduction; cellular response to L-arginine.